Daldinia childiae is the source of this 855-nucleotide messenger RNA. Its product is annotated as Glucan endo-1,3-beta-glucosidase A1. Gene Ontology annotation, molecular function: hydrolase activity, hydrolyzing O-glycosyl compounds. The record is from RefSeq and is a predicted model, not a curated record. The transcript is spliced from 2 exons. Lineage: Eukaryota; Fungi; Ascomycota; Sordariomycetes; Xylariales; Hypoxylaceae. Gene Ontology annotation, biological process: carbohydrate metabolic process. Bases 1 to 855 code for a protein of 284 amino acids.
AUGUUCGUGAAAGUACUUACUUCCGUGCUGGCCCUAGCGGCAUCAACCGUAUCGGCAGAGGGUGCACCCGGUUAUGGGGGCUUUAGACUGGUCUGGGCAGAGACCUUCGAUGGUGCGGCAGGGUCUACAGUCAAUGGCAACAACUGGAACAUCAUCACGGGCCUCAAGGUGAACAAUGAGUGGCAGAGCUACACGACAUCCUCACAGAACCUCCAACUUAGCGGUGGUGCCACCGUACAGAUCGUGCCGCGCAAGGACGGCAAUGGCCAAUGGACUUCGGCACGUAUCGAGUCCAAGUACACAUUCACCCCACCAGCAGGCACGCAGACGAUGGCCGAGGCGAAACUACGAUUUGGCGACAACAAUAUCGCGAAUAAGCAGGGCAUCUGGCCCGCGUUCUGGCUCCUGGGUAACUCGAUCCAUAAUGGGGUAGGGUGGCCGACAUGCGGCGAGCUGGACGUUAUGGAAACGGUCAACGGGCAGCUAACGGGCCACGGCACGGUCCACUGCGACGUGUACCCCGGUGGCGUAUGCAACGAGUCCAACGGUAUCGGCGGCACCAUCGCCAUCCCCGACCAGAGCUGGCACAACUGGCGUAUCGUCUGGGACCGUCGCGCCAGCAGCUGGACCGGCGAGACAAUCACAUGGUACAUGGACGGCCAGCAAUUCCACCAGAUCUCCGGCUCUCGCAUCAACAACCAGGGCGUCUGGAACUCGCUUGCCAACUCGGCCAUGUUCUUCAUUCUCAACGUCGCCGUCGGCGGUGACUGGCCCGGCGCGCCCAACAGUGCCACCCUGGACGGGUACGGCAGCAUGAUGGAGGUUGCGUACGUCGCGCAUUACCUCGCAAAUUAA